GCGGAUAUAAGGGACGGGGAGAUGGAGCAGGGGAGGACAAGCGCCGGCUCGCUCUCCAGAUCGGUUGCCCUGCAGCAGGAGCGCCUCGUCCUUGGUUCCGCGUCUCCAGCCCGGGCUUGGCUCCACUGCAGGCAAAGGCAAUGAACUCGUCUGCCCGCCUCCGGAGCUGCCCAGCGCUGGGCUCGCCGCUGCUGCUGCUGCUGCUGCUGGGGCAGGUUCUGGGCGCUCCCCCGGCGCCAGCAGCCCCAAACCAAGAGGUCUGCCUGCUGCCCCCAGAGGAAGGCCCCUGCCGGGCUCUCAUCCCGAGGUGGUACUACGACAGGUACACUCAGACGUGCCAGGAGUUCACUUACGGGGGCUGCGAGGGCAAUGCCAACAACUUCCGAAGCUUGGAAAGCUGUGAGAAGAGCUGCUGGAUGAUCCGGAAAGUGCCCAAAAUAUGCAGGCUGGAGGCUGAUCCAGGACCAUGUAGAGGUUACCUAAAAAGAUAUUUCUUCAACCUGAGUUCAAUAAAGUGUGAACAAUUUAUCUAUGGUGGAUGCUAUGGAAAUGAUAACAACUUUCAAGAUGAAGAUUCUUGUGUGGACUACUGUUUACCUGAGAAAACUGGUCCCUCAUUAUGCUAUAGCCCAAAAGAUGAAGGAUUAUGUUCAUCUUCUGUGACUCGCUAUUACUACAACUCAAAGAGUCAAUCAUGUGAAGAGUUCAGCUAUACGGGUUGCGGUGGAAAUGCCAAUAACUUUGUUAACAAAAAAGAUUGUUAUAGUAUCUGCAAGAAAGCUGGGAGUAAGAAACCAAGUUUCAAGAAGUCAAGAAAUAAACUUCCCAAGACUAUGAGAAAACUACAGGAAAAAAUCUAAUCAAUCUAACCUAAUGUUUUAAAUCUGAAGAGCCCAUCAGUGUUAAAUGCACUACUUUGACUUAGAGAGCCUCCUACAAUAUACUUUGUGUGUGUGUGUGUGUACAAUUUUAUUCCUUAAACUAGUUCUGUCUAAGAACUAGUCUCUUUGACCUGUUUUUACAUUAGAAGCAGCUAUUAUUAGUAAUGUGAAUUGAUUUGUUUGGUUCUCUGCAACACUAUUUUUGCUUAAAAACCAACUAUUUGAAUUUCCAUGUUUUUACUGAGAAAUAUUGCUACUGUUUUUGGAAAAUGAUGUAACUGUCUCAAUCCUGUGAAGCUUGAAGUACCCUUCAUCUGUUGGUUUAACUAAGGUGUACACCAAGCUAGAGCCCUACCCUUAAUUUUUUUAGCAUUAUUUGUUUACUAAAGACUGUAUACAAAUAUCUAUAAUACUUCUCUUGCAUAUACUUUUGUCAUUAUCAUAUAAACAGUCUAUCCCUUAAAGGGAGUCAUGUUUAAGUAGAAGAAUCAGAAUAGUGGUAAUUAUAUUAAUGUGGCAAAGGAGAUUAGAGCCUGGUUCAAUUUAAAAAAAAAAAUUCAACUUCAAUGAAAGGAAGCCUUGUGUUUUUGUUUGUUUUGUUUUUUGUUUUGUGUUUUGUUUUGUUUUUUCCCCAAGUCUUUCCUAGCUUUGGUAAUAUGGAAAAUAAUGUAAGAUCAAACCUGGCUCACCCUGCAAAAGGAAAUUGGGCAUGGGGUCUCUUGGACAACUUCUUGUUUUAACAGAAGGCAAUUAAGAAACUACAUAAGUAUUUGAAAUGAAGAUGUAGUAACUGCAUUCCACCUCCCACCCUAAUACCUGAUAUUGCCACAAAACUCAGGGUCAGAUCCUAAACUGGAAUAUUUCUGUUGACUUCAAUGGAGCUAAAUCAGUUUAUUCCAGAUGAUCUGGUCCUUCAUAUUUACAAGGGAGACUAUUAGAGCAUAGAAAAAUGGGAGCUUCAGUAACCUCUCCCAUUUUCCCUGUUUUGUGUCACUACUGUAAAACUCAGGUUAGGGUGCUGACAGACAUGCUAUUAUGCAUUCUUUUGUGUAUUGUUUUACAAGAUCCAUGUACGAAUUAUGAUUUUUUUCAGUUAUAAUUGAUUUUUAUUGGAAACUCGUUAAUAAAAUGUUUUUUU
Messenger RNA from Mauremys mutica (yellowpond turtle), 2019 nucleotides. It is a transcript of the gene TFPI2, whose product is annotated as tissue factor pathway inhibitor 2. Gene Ontology annotation, biological process: negative regulation of peptidase activity. The transcript has 5 exons. Lineage: Eukaryota; Metazoa; Chordata; Testudines; Geoemydidae. Gene Ontology annotation, cellular component: extracellular region. The record is from RefSeq and is a predicted model, not a curated record. Gene Ontology annotation, molecular function: serine-type endopeptidase inhibitor activity. Bases 141 to 860 code for a protein of 239 amino acids.